This is a messenger RNA of Girardinichthys multiradiatus, 1573 nucleotides long. It is a transcript of the gene ift52, whose product is annotated as intraflagellar transport 52 homolog (Chlamydomonas). Bases 198 to 1490 code for a protein of 430 amino acids. NCBI's taxonomy places the organism in Eukaryota, Metazoa, Chordata, Actinopteri, Cyprinodontiformes, Goodeidae. The record is from RefSeq and is a predicted model, not a curated record. Gene Ontology annotation, cellular component: intraciliary transport particle B; cilium; centriole. The transcript has 14 exons. Gene Ontology annotation, biological process: cilium assembly; intraciliary transport.
UGUUUUGACACGUUACUACGUCACUCGGUUGCUAUGUAGUUCGCGCCCUUGGUUACCACUUUUUCCCACGAUGCAUCGCUUCUAGGAGAGCUUUGGGAUAUUUAUUUAACGCUUAAUAACACCACGUACCAACAUAACCUUCUACUGAAAGCGUACGGAAGCACAUGAAAGCCAAAGUCUAAGUCUGCAUAAUAUAAAUGAUGGAGAAAGAACAACAGGGCUUCAUAAUCUUCAAUGCUUCAAAAAGAGAGCUGUUUGGUACCCACAAUGGCUACAAGUCCAUGCAGAAGAGACUGAGAGCGCAGUGGAAGAUCCAGAGUAUGAAGGAAGAACUGUCUACAGAGAAGCUGAAAGGUGUCAAGCUGUGGAUAACUGCUGGCCCAAGGGAGAAGUUCACAGCCUCAGAGCUGGAGGUGCUGAAACACUACCUGGAUGGAGGAGGAAAUAUGCUGGUCAUGCUUGGAGAGGGAGGAGAAAUGAAAUACGACACAAACAUCAAUUUUCUUCUGGAGGAGUUUGGAAUAAUGGUCAACAAUGACGCUGUUGUGAGGAAUGUGUACUACAAAUACUUCCAUCCCAAGGAGGCUCUUGUUUCUAACGGCGUGUUGAACAGAGAGAUCAGUCGAGCUGCUGGAAAAGUAGUCAGAGGAGUAAUUGAAGAUGAAACAGUUGGAAACAACUCCCAGGCUCUCACAUUCGUGUACCCUUACGGAGCCACACUGAGUGUGAUCAAACCUGCUGUGGCCGUGCUUUCAACUGGUUCCGUCUGCUUCCCGCUCAACAGGCCUGUCCUGGCCUUCCACCAUGGAAAGGAGUCUGGCAAGCUGGCUGUGUUGGGUUCUUGCCACAUGUUCAGUGAUCAGUACAUCGACAAGGAAGAGAACAGUAAAAUCACAGAUGUUGUGCUUCAGUGGUUCAUGUCUGAAAACAUUCAGCUGAACCAGAUUGACGCAGAAGAUCCAGAGAUUGCGGAUUACACGAUGCUGCCAGACACGGGCUGCCUGUCAGAACAGCUCCGAGUGUGUUUACAGGAGGGAGAUGAGAACCCUCGGGACUUCACCUCCCUCUUUGAUAUGUCUUUGUUUAAUCUGUCCACCGACAGUUUACCAGAAGUCCAAAGCGCUUUUAAGCAGCUCAAUGUAAAACAUGAGCCACUUCAGCUCAUCACGCCACAGUUUGAGACGCCACUUCCUCAGCUUCAGCCGGCUGUCUUUCCGCCUGCCUUAAGUGAAUUGCCUCCUCCCAUGCUCGACCUGUUUGAUCUGGAUGAAACGUUCUCCUCUGAGAAAGUACGCCUCGCCCAACUGACCAAUAAAUGCACUGAUGAUGAUCUUGAAUUUUAUGUUCGCAAAUGUGGUGAAAUUUUGGGUGCGACUCCAAAAUUGGAUAAAGAUCAGAGGGAUGCCAAACACAUCUUGGAACACAUCUUCUUCCAGGUGGUAGAAUUCAAGAAGCUUAACCAGGAACACGACAUCGACCCCGAGACAUGAUUCACUCCACUGAUUGGAACCGCAAUCAUGUUAGACUUCUUCGUAAAGGUUUCAAUAAAAACCACAUGGUGACGGAGACUAAA